GAUCGCCAUCGUAGUUAUGUGCACGUAACUAUCUAGCAGUUUGUAAGUUCCUGCGUGUGACAAAACGUCAAGAUUUGUCGAACCGUUGCUACCGUGUCCCGUUCGGCCAUCGAUUCAGGUGUGAAUGAAGUGUUACAAUGCCGGGAAGUGGAUCCGACUUGGGCCCCAGUUCGUCGCACGGCAGCAGCGAGUACUACCGUCUUCGACGACACGUAACAAACGGAGUGGAUGCUGAUGACGACGGUGAGACGGGAUCGAUCGUUCCCGACCGUACCGGGAAGCAUGCCUUCUGCCGGCUGUGUUUGACCCACUCGGACAAACUGCGGCCGCUGUUUCCGCCCGAUGCCGCUCCGGAUCCCGCUCUGCUGGCGCAGAUUUCCGACUGUGUGGAAGUGCAGAUCACCCUGCCGGAGGACAUCAAAUCGUUCAUCUGUCUGGACUGUGUGCAGCAGAUUUACUCCUUCGCUAGUUUUAAAGAGCUUUGUAAAAGCAACGAUCAGUUACUGAAAAGUCAAACCAUCGCCCGCCCAUCCGAGGAUGAUGAUGAUGACGAUGAUGAUGUUGAAGACGGGGACGACUACGACGGCGAGGAGCUGAUCACACCGGAAGUUACCAUCUGCAAAAGUAAACUGCAGCCCGGUUCCUAUGUUCCGGAUCCAACGCUACUGGAGAAACUGCUGGAACAGGGCGUCGAGGUGGAAGCAAUCGGUCAAUCGAGCGGAAACCUGUCGGAGUCGAAUCAAUUCGGUGGCAAUUCGGAAGAUCGAGAAGCGGAACGUAAAGCCAAGAACGCCGCUCGCAUGCGCCGCUGGAGAAUGCGUCAACGGCAAAAGCAGGAACAACAGCUGGUACAGUCUCAGGUAAAAACCGAAGAAAUUACCGAACAAAAUGAUUUUGCACCACAACCAGUGACAACAGAUGAACAGGAAGAAGCUCUCCGAAUAAAACAAGCCCAGGAGCUGUUUGCGUUCUUUGCGCAGCAUCAACUGAGACAGGUCGAAGCAGAAAUCAGACGCCUCAAGGAAUCCGCGCAAAAUCAGCAUCAACAAGAGCAGCAGCAACCACAACAGCAAGGUCCUUCCAUCAAGCUAGAACCACCACAACAGCUUGCAACCGAACCGGAUCAAAACGUAAGUCGACAAAGUUCUCCCAACUCGGAAAAGCAGAUGGCUUCGUUGCGACGAUCUCGAGCCGAGUACAUGCGAAAGUGGCGUGCCAAGCGACAAUCGCAGCAAAACAAAUCGGCAUCGUUCGGCCUUGUCGGACGUCCACCAGUUUCACCGGCGCAAACCGAAUCUGAAAAGCUGCUAGCGCAACGAAACAACCGGGCGGAAUAUAUGCGUCGCUGGCGACGAGAACGCUUGAAACAGGAACUCAGCCCGGAGGAGUUCGAUGAGUGGUGCGUCAAAAGUGAGCAACGGCGACGGUUCCGCGAGUGGCAGGUCGUCCGGGAGAGUGCCUCCUCCACCGGUGACGAUACCAUGGACUACGGAGAAGCUGAUGCGGAAGAGAAGAUGUUUCCGUUUGAGGCAUCGCGGCUUCCCGGACUGGGUCAGAGUUGACCACCCAAGGGUUCAGGUUCGUCGAAAUACUCCAUUCUAUACAGAAUCAUUGAAUCCUAUGCACAUGUUCCCUCUCUGCUAACUAUGCUUUAGGUUGUCGAUUGUCGACACACAGAACACAGUAUUCACGUAUUUUAACUGUACCUUAUUUUGAGACUCUCAUUGCGUCGUUUUUAGAUUUUAUUCCGCUAAGUACUUAAAGCCAACUGCAUAACAUAUACGUACGUUGAGAUUAUUUUAACGCACAAAAAAAAAACUGCGUCGUCACUGCGUCUGCGCGCUGAUCUUGUUCCUUCCAUGCCAUCGUAUUUCUAACUGAUUAUUGUAUGUAUUAAUACAUGGAACUUGUUACAGUACUGGACACUCCUAUAAUAGAUCGCGACGGCAUUCUUCGAUUUAUUAUUGUUUUACACACGCACAGAUUAUAAUUACGUACGGUAAGUUGUUCGUCAUCAAUUGGGAUGUUUAAUAUUAAUAAUUUGUAGGAAAACCAGUAAGCCUUGAGGAAAAGUGCAAGAAAGUUUAGCUUAAGCAUACAUACUAAAAGAAAAAGUAAAAAUCAGUGACGCAAACGUCGACUACUCAGAAACUAAUUAUAUAUAAUAUACCUACUAUAUAUAACAGUAUGUUUUACACUGGAUAAGAUAUUGUU
Messenger RNA from Sabethes cyaneus, 2214 nucleotides. RefSeq names its product myb-like protein Q. Bases 138 to 1562 code for a protein of 474 amino acids. The transcript is spliced from 2 exons. Gene Ontology annotation, molecular function: zinc ion binding. NCBI's taxonomy places the organism in Eukaryota, Metazoa, Arthropoda, Insecta, Diptera, Culicidae. The record is from RefSeq and is a predicted model, not a curated record. Gene Ontology annotation, cellular component: nucleus.